Messenger RNA from Baudoinia panamericana UAMH 10762, 1500 nucleotides. RefSeq lists its product as uncharacterized. The transcript has a single exon. The record is from RefSeq and is a predicted model, not a curated record. NCBI's taxonomy places the organism in Eukaryota, Fungi, Ascomycota, Dothideomycetes, Mycosphaerellales, Teratosphaeriaceae. Bases 295 to 1104 code for a protein of 269 amino acids. Gene Ontology annotation, cellular component: membrane; cytoplasm; mitochondrion.
AGCGGUAUUGAGGUGUAUGCAAGCGUACCUGCAGCAGCGAGCAUCCUCUUGGCACAAAUGCCGGCCAUGACAGCCAACCUCGGCGCUAGAAGCCGAGCCACGAAGCCCCCGAACGAUGGCGCAACAACCGUGCAGCAGAACCCCCAAUCCAACUCAACGCUCAUCACUGGCAGUAGUAUACGCUCUUCGUAAGUACAUUUCAUUGAUUCUAUCAGCUACAGUCAUUACUCCUCUUUCAGAUCCUCUUCGCUCUCCAUCUCCCUGUCGUAUAUCAAUUCCCUCCAUGCGACCAAGAUGACCUCCUUCCUCCCAACCUUCAUAAACAUAGGCCGCUCAAGCACGCACAAACUCCACCAGACAGUCUACCGCAACAUCCUCCGCCGCCAUCAACAGACGCGCCUCAACUCGAAUGCCAGCCCCUCCACCAUCCGCAAUGCGUCAACGUCAACGUCCACCUCCACCACAGCACCCCCUCCUCAAACCAUCCCCAUCCCCGGCUGGCCCUGGAUCACCACCCCCUUCCGCGCGUACAGCGCCAUGCAAUCCCGGCGGCCCCUCCUCACCCAACUCGAAAGCACGCUCGUCAUCUACUUCCUCGGCGACCUCUCCGCGCAAACCGUCGCGACCGCCUCCUUCACCACGGGCUCUUACGAACCCAUCCGCGGGCUCAAAGCCCUCGCCAUAGCCUCCAUCCUGUCUUUGCCCAGCUACGCCUGGUUCAUGUUCCUCGGCCGGCACUUCAACUUCCCGGGUCGACAUUGGUUGAGCAUCGGGGUGAAGAUCUUGGUGAAUCAGCUCGCGUUCACGCCGGUGUUUAGUACGUGUUUCUUCGGGCUGCAGAGCCUGUUGUCGGGCGGGAGUUUGCGGGAGAGUGCGCGGCGGGUGAGGGAGACGGUGCCGAUCAGUUGGACGAAUAGCUGGAAGAUCUGGCCGCUGGUGACGGCGGUGAGUUUCACGUGGGUGCCGGCGCGGAACCGGAGUGUUUUUGCCGGGGCGUUUGGGGUGGGGUGGCAGACGUAUCUGAGUUGGUUGAAUAAGAAUGCGGAGGCGGUGGAGGGGGGAGGGCAAAAGGCUGGGAAGGGUGUGACGGCGGCGAAGGCGUGAGAUUGGCGAAGGGAGAAGAUGUGGGACGAACGACUCGCGUGAAGCAGCCACUUCACGGUUGCGGAUGCCAGCGCUUUCUGACAAUCACGACAAGCUCGAGGCCCGCGGAUGUUUGGUUGCCCAAGACCGCGAUUUGCGGAAUCGAGCCUUACCAUGCGAACGACGUACUGCUCCAUGGGUAAACCGGCCUUUCAUACACGGCUCGAUUGUCGGCCAAGGCUGAUUCACACCGAUGGCCCUGCGACAAGCCAUUGCGCAGCAGAGUAUGUAGAGGUCGUGAAUUGGUGGCUGUAUGACGGUCGGCCUCUGUAGAGCAGACUACAACAGUAGAGCAUAGAGCAGACGAUAGAACAGGGUGAAGCCUGCGAUGCCCUGCGAUGUGAGCAAGUCUGAAGC